Molecule: messenger RNA, 1686 nt
Organism: Gossypium raimondii (Peruvian cotton)
Lineage: Eukaryota; Viridiplantae; Streptophyta; Magnoliopsida; Malvales; Malvaceae
Product: probable sugar phosphate/phosphate translocator At1g12500
Exons: 1
Coding region: 315-1385 (356 amino acids)
Cellular component (GO): Golgi apparatus
Molecular function (GO): antiporter activity
Source: RefSeq, a predicted model, not a curated record
UCCAUCACCAGCACUCUCCAACCUGCUUUCACGAGGAUAUCUAAUCUAAACUAAUAUUACUUUUAUGUUUUUUAUUUUAUUCCCUCCAUUACCCUUCCUUCCCAUCCAACGCUUCCUAUUUCUCCAUUUUCUCAAAUCUAAUUAUUCACCGUCCGAUCAGAUCACCUCAACGAACAUAUCUUCCUCAACAUUCCCUUCCCUCCUUCAGAUCUAACCAGCUAAGUAACACAGAGGGAAAGAAAAAAUCAUUCUUUCUCAUUUUUGAGACUUCGGCUCAAAGCUACCAUCUUUACUGUCACUCCCGAAGGACUCAAAUGGUAGAGGCGCAAACAUGGACUACAAGGAGGAUGAGCAACCCAAGAUUGGAAUCAACCGCCACUGCCGACCACCAACUUUUGGACAUCCCGGCAACACCAACAGCUGAGGUGAGAAACGGCAUCUACAGCGUUGGAUCACAUCUCUCUCCUAAUCUCUUAACGGCACUGAUCAUUGCUUCAUGGUUCAUGUCCAACAUUGGGGUCCUUUUACUCAACAAGUAUCUCCUCAGCUUUUAUGGCUACCGUUAUCCAAUCUUUCUCACCAUGCUCCACAUGAUCUCAUGUGCUUGUUACAGUUACGUAGCCAUAAACUUUCUUGAAAUAGUUCCAAGGCAACAUAUUUUGUCGAGGAAGCAGUUUUUCAAAAUAUUUGCUUUGAGUGCCAUUUUUUGUUUCUCCGUCGUGUGUGGGAACACUUCUUUAAGGUACAUUCCAGUGUCGUUUAACCAAGCUAUUGGCGCCACGACCCCUUUUUUCACUGCAAUUUUCGCUUUCUUAAUCACUUGCAAGAAGGAAUCUGCUGAGGUUUAUUGUGCACUUUUGCCUGUGGUUUUUGGGAUUGUGUUGGCUAGUAACAGUGAGCCUUUGUUUAACCUGUUUGGGUUCUUGGUUUGUGUUGGUUCUACUGCUGGUCGUGCUUUAAAGUCUGUAGUUCAAGGGAUCUUGUUAACUAGUGAAGCUGAGAAGCUACAUUCCAUGAACUUGCUGCUGUAUAUGGCUCCUAUGGCAGCAAUGAUUUUGUUACCGUUUACUCUAUAUAUUGAAGGAAAUGUUGCAAGAAUCACACUUGAGAAAGCCAAGACUGAUUCUUUCAUUGUUUUCUUGUUGGUUGGGAAUGCUACGGUGGCUUAUUUGGUGAACUUAACAAAUUUUUUGGUUACCAAACAUACGAGUGCCCUUACUUUGCAGGUUUUGGGCAAUGCCAAAGCCGCGUUAGCAGCGUUCGUGUCGGUUAUGAUCUUCAAGAAUCCGGUGACCGUGAUGGGGAUGGCUGGAUUCGCUGUUACAAUAAUGGGAGUUGUGCUUUACAGCGAAGCAAAGAAAAGAUCUAAGGUCACUACACACUGACAAUAAGGUCACAAACAUGGGUGCGACUCCUUUUUUAUUCUUCAUUAUAAUUUCUUGCUUUUGAUUAGAUUUAAUGGAAGGAAAAAAUGAAAUUUGUGAUUGGAAUUGUAUAGGAAGAAUUGAGAAAAAAAAAGGGAAAAAAGGGUUAGAUGCUCUUUUUUUUCUUUUGUUAUUGGGGGUGGUUUAAGAGAAUAAAAUUCUCUUUUUCACUUUUUCCCCUGUUUGUAAUCUUAUAGUAUGCUUUUGCUACAUUGAUAUGGACAGAUAAAAUUAAAAAAAAAAAAAAACCUCUAUUCAAACA